AGGAGAGCCUUUAGGGGAAGGAGGUGUGGUAUUUUGUUUUACUGAGGUGCUGCUUCAGUUGUGUAGUUGGAGCUGGGACAAGGUACAAGGUCCACCCACCAUGCAAGUUAAAAUGAAGAGUCCGCUCGGGUUUUGUGUUGCUUUGGUCCUUCUAGUGAGCUGCUCAGAACAAACUGAGGAAAAUCAGCAAGCUCUCUUUUUUCAAGGAAUAGACUGCACACAGAUUAAGACCACAUCACCACAAGCAACAAGUGGAAUUUAUGUCAUCAAGCCUGCUGGAGUCAAGAAACCCUUGAAGGUGUACUGUGAGAUGCGUCGAGACGGUGGCUGGACUGUGUUUCAGAGACGCAGUGGAGGAUCACUGUCCUUCAACAGGAACUGGGAAGCAUAUAAAAAUGGAUUUGGAAACGCAACACACGACCACUGGCUCGGCCUGAAAACAGUUUUUGCUCUGACUAAAAAGAAAUCCAAGAAGUGGACUUUGAGGGUGGACCUGUGGGAUCAUGAAGGUGGCACUGCUUUUGCAGAGUACAAGAACUUCAAAGUGGGAAAUGAGAAAUCCAGUUUCAAACUGCAUGUUGGGAAAUACAGAGGAAAUGCAGGUGACGCCAUCCGCGGAGCCUAUCCUGGCAUAGACCAAAAUGGUUUCGGCUUCAGCACCAUUGACCGGGACAACGAUGGCUGCUCUCCAUGCAUCUUUGGUGACAUUGCUGUGUCCAGGUGCAUCGAUUCAGAGGGUGGUGGUUGGUGGUACAGCAAGUGUGGCUCUGCUGCUCUAAAUGGCGAUUGGCACCCGUUUGGUCAACACAUCGGCUGGUCUUCAGGUCUGCACUGGCUCACCUGGAAUCCUCCUGCACCUUAUUCAGUCAAGGCCACCAGAAUGAUGAUCAAAUCUGA
This is a messenger RNA of Austrofundulus limnaeus, 897 nucleotides long. RefSeq names its product angiopoietin-related protein 5. Gene Ontology annotation, cellular component: fibrinogen complex. NCBI's taxonomy places the organism in Eukaryota, Metazoa, Chordata, Actinopteri, Cyprinodontiformes, Rivulidae. Gene Ontology annotation, biological process: blood coagulation; fibrinolysis; positive regulation of heterotypic cell-cell adhesion. Gene Ontology annotation, molecular function: protein-macromolecule adaptor activity; extracellular matrix structural constituent. The record is from RefSeq and is a predicted model, not a curated record.